AUGGCCCAAGCACCCUUCCAAAUCCACGAAAUCGCCCCGAUCGACCUGGACACUCCCAUCGCACCCUCAAGCAACCCCGACCGUACCUGCGCCGUCUGCUCUAAGCCUUCUUCGCCACAACUGUCUCUCAAACGCUGUGCCCGCUGUCUUGAAAAGUGGUACUGCAGUCAAAUAUGCCAAUCACAGGACUGGUCUUCUCACAAGCGCACAUGCAAAAAGCCAGGCGCAUCGGGCCCAGAAAAGAUUGAAAAUGUGCGCACACCAUUCGACGGGCUUGCUGACAACACGUUCCUCCAUCGUCUGCCGGAGAAGGAGGCUAUGAAGCAGUUGGUGGAUUGCUACCGGUUGAGAGUAGAGGACGAUUAUGCGUUUGGGGGGGAUAAUCGAGGGCUGUAUUCGGGGGAUGAAGCGGAAGCGAUGCCUGACUUCAAGAGGUUCCUAAAUAAGUGUGAGAAGAAGGGAGUGCUGCCGUCCUGGUGGUCGAAGGAGAAGAGACGGGAGCUGGAAAGGAGGGUGCGGGAUCGGAAUGAAAAGGAUGGGAUUGGCUGCGUCUACUUUGCGGUCGAGAAGAGUGAUAUACAGGAGAAAUAUGGGGAUAAUAUCAUGCCGAUGAAGUUGAGGAUGUUGGCGGAACGGAUCUAUGGGAAGGGUUUGCAGGCAUGGUAA
Bacidia gigantensis is the source of this 666-nucleotide messenger RNA. RefSeq lists its product as uncharacterized. The transcript has a single exon. Lineage: Eukaryota; Fungi; Ascomycota; Lecanoromycetes; Lecanorales; Ramalinaceae. The record is from RefSeq and is a predicted model, not a curated record. The coding region runs from base 1 to 666 and encodes 221 amino acids.